AUGGAAGCGAACUCGGGUAGCGAAACUGCACAAACAUUUCUCGAAAGGAGGUUGAGGCGCAGUAGUCCCAAUGGCUUCAAAACUUUCAGUUACUUACGUAAUAAAAAUUUACUUUGUGACGCGGUCCUACGGUUGGAAGACGGUGGUGGUUUUCCAGUUCACAGAGUGAUUCUCUCCACAUGCAGCGCAUAUUUCAAGACACUUUUCACCACAACAUUAAAUUCUAAGGAAAAGACAGACGUCCUCUUGCCCGGAGUGACCUCAAAGACCAUGACUUUCAUAUUGGAUCACUGUUAUAUGAGGAAAGUGGACAUCAACGAGGAGAACGUGAUUCAGCUGUUGGUGUCUGCUGGCUACUUGAUGAUGGAAGAUCUUAUUGAACUCUGCUGCGGCUUCAUCAGGAGCAUGCUCGUCCCUGAGAACUGUAUCGGCAUCAUGCGAUUCGCAAGGGACCACUGCUUCCCCAGCCUUGAAGAGGCCGCACGCUGCUUCGUGAUGCGCAACUUUGCGCAAAUAUCGCAGAAAAGUGAUGAACUACUGGAACUGCCGCUAGAGGAACUACAAGGUCUCAUAAGUUCAGACGAACUGAAUGUGAAAACUGAGGUGGUUGUGUGGGAGAGCGUUCUUCGUUGGAUCAACCACGACACGGAGAACAGAAAACACCACAUCAUGAAGCUCGUGAAGGGAGUCAGACUAGGACUCUUGGACUCACAAUUCUUCCUUGAAAAUAUUAUGGAUCACCCUUAUUUUGAUGGACAUGAAGAAGCUCAACACAUUUUAAUAGAUAUUCUUCGAUUCCUGAUUGAAUUGGAGCUAGCAGACUACAAAGACAUCGAAAUUCCGACUCAUGAGUUUGCCCAUCCACGUAUUCCGCACGAGAUUCUGUUUGCUAUUGGAGGAAUAACCAGGUUAAAUAUUACGAAUUCCAUCGAAACGUACGACCCACGGGCAGAUCGAUGGGUUCAAAUAAAUGAGGCCGAUAUGACGGACUCGCGAACGCAUCAUGGCACUGCUGUGAUUGAUUUCAACAUUUACGUGAUCGGCGGUAUGGACGGAGGGGAUGAAUUGAAGAGCUGCCGCUGCUACAACGCUGUGUCCAAAACGUGGAGCGAGGUAUCGCCGAUGCACGUAAGAAGAUGCUUCGUGAGCACGGCCGUGUUGGAUGGAUUGGUAUACGCUAUUGGUGGCUUUGAUGGCUACAGCCGCCAGAAAACGGUUGAGCGGUACGACCACAAGAAGAACCAGUGGACCAUGAUCGCUCCCAUGAACAUGAAGCGCUCUGAUGCCGGUGCAACUGCGCUCAACGGUAAGAUCUAUGUCAUUGGUGGAUUCAACGGUCAGGAAUUCAUGAAUUCAGCAGAGGUCUACGACCCAGAGUUGAACGAAUGGACGCUCAUUCCGCGAAUGCGUUUUAUACGUAGUGGCAUCUCCUGCAUCGCUUAUCACGGACAUGUGUAUACCAUGGGAGGAUUCAAUGGCAUAUCUCGCAUGCGCAGUGGCGAAAGGUAUAAUCCAACGACAAGAAAAUGGACGAAGAUCCCUGAUAUGCAUACAAAGCGCAGUAACUUCGAUACUGAAGUGAUUGACGACAAGAUAUUUGUUGUGGGCGGAUUCGACGGUUACACCACCAUCAGUAGCGUCGAAUAUUUUGAUGAAAUGUCAAAUGAAUGGUUUGAAGCUCGUAAUAUGAACCUGUCUAGAUCAGGUCUGUCGGUUUGCUCUAUGAUGAGUUUGCCGAACGUAUGUGAUUACACGAAUUGAUGAAUGAAGGAGAAGCGUCACAAGCCGUUGCCAUUGAAAAGUAAAAGAAAGCGACAAAUGGAACAACAGCAGGAACAAAACAGUUCAAGCCAACAACGUGAACGCUAACCCUCAAUGAUGACGCGAAUAUGCAAUGACAUUCCAAGCGAAGUUCGCAGAAGAGAAGAAAGGGCAGUGGGCAAAUAUAAACACAAGGGAAAGUUGCCUAAUAUCGUGUACACUUUCUUAACUUAAUUUAAGAAAGACUGUUUUAAGUUGAAGGAUAUUUCUUUCCAAUUUACAAAAUUAAGCAUUUCGGCGACAUUAGGAACCUGUCUCUUCGACAGUGACCAGAUGAUUAGGAGAAAGUUUGUUUCCCCCAUCUUAAAAAUGUAGAAAGACGCAGAAACAUUUUCCGGCAGAAGAUGCAGACUCAAGUUUCCAUAACGACAAUAUUUAAUGUCUUUCCCCCCCUUCCUUCGGUAAGCCCAUCUCAUCUCUGACUGCUUUAACUGUCCUCAUUACUGAGACUAUAUCCCACAUCACGCGCUCCCUUAGCUUACUUUCCUGA
Cryptotermes secundus is the source of this 2311-nucleotide messenger RNA. Its product is annotated as kelch-like protein 10. The coding region runs from base 1 to 1761 and encodes 586 amino acids. Lineage: Eukaryota; Metazoa; Arthropoda; Insecta; Blattodea; Kalotermitidae. Gene Ontology annotation, molecular function: protein binding. The record is from RefSeq and is a predicted model, not a curated record. The transcript has a single exon.